Physella acuta is the source of this 2748-nucleotide messenger RNA. Its product is annotated as S-phase kinase-associated protein 2. Gene Ontology annotation, cellular component: SCF ubiquitin ligase complex. Gene Ontology annotation, molecular function: protein binding. The record is from RefSeq and is a predicted model, not a curated record. Lineage: Eukaryota; Metazoa; Mollusca; Gastropoda; Physidae. Gene Ontology annotation, biological process: SCF-dependent proteasomal ubiquitin-dependent protein catabolic process.
ACUACAAAGUUAAGAAAAAUGGAGGAAGAUAGAAAAUCUUCCAAAGAAUCAACAAAACAACGCUUUAGAAAUAAAAGAACAAGCGAAGUCUUGGAUGAUGUUCUCUCCUCCGAAAAUCAGAAUGAGCCACCCACUAAAGAAUCACAUAAAAGACAAAGACGUGAGGAUGCAAUAGCAGAGAGUAAAUGUGAAAACAAUGCUUUGGUGUUGUUGAAGGCACCAUUGACUGCAUCUGGUCAAGAUGAAGAUCUGGUUACACCAGCAGCUAUGGUCGCAGUUAGCUCAGCACAGACAGUACCAGGGGCACCUCGCAUAUUAUUAAUAAACCAGCAAGCAAAUGCUGAAGCUCCACACCAACCAAGACAUGAAACAUCUAUGUAUUUGCAUCUUCUUCGCACACCACCAUCCAUAAAAAAUAACAGACUUUAUCUCAGAAGAGAAAACAGUGAAGAAUAUAGAGGUUUUGAUCGCUUUGCCAGAGUAUCUGAUGAAAUAAUUCUGCGAAUAUUUCAUUACUUACCUCGCCACAUGAUGUGCACAUGUGCUCUGGUGUGCAGAAGAUGGGCCCGUAUGGUUUGUGAUGUUUCCCUCUGGAGGAGAAUGGACAUGGCAGGCAGACCUCUAAAAGUUGGCAUUCUUAAAAUAUUACUAGAAAGAGGAGUAGAGGUGCUUCGUCUCAAUAGAUCAGAGGUGAUGGGAGAUUUCUCUAGCACAGUACAAGGUGCACCAGAUCCUAGAAGAUCUCCUUUGUCGGAAGACAGGAUGUACCGCUUACAGUUACUUGAUAUGAGUAUGGCAAAUGUGCAGACCAGUCUUGUUGAGUCUAUGUUAAGGUUUUGUCCAAAUCUUCGGAAGAUUAGUCUAGAAAACAUUCCUGUAACAGAACAGCUGCUGAUAAAUCUAGGUGUAAAUAGUCCAUACCUUGAAGUGAUAAACUUGUGCAUGUGUCAGGGAGCAACUGCCAAAGGACUGAAAUGUAUUUUUGAUAAUUGUGCCAAUCUUACAGAAGUUAACAUUGCUUGGACUUGCCUGCCAGAGGCUGAUAUAAAAGCCGUUAUUCAGGCAUUACCUGAGCAGUUAACUUCUCUUGAUAUUAGUGGAAAUAGGGAGAAAAUUGAUGACCAUGACAUUGCAACUAUAUGUAAAAGAUGCCCCAACAUGAUAGACCUUGAUCUCAGCGACUCUACAGAAAUUACCAAUGAUUCUAUUGAUGUUAUUGCUGAGAAUCUUUUUAGUCUUCAGAAGAUUUCCCUCAGCCGUUGCUAUGCCAUUAGCCCCAAUAAUUUGAUGACUUUGACUCAGUUGAGAGACCUAAAGAUUAUAAAUGUGUUUGGGAUGAUGCGAGAUACCUCCAUCAGUGUACUGGAACAGAAUAUGAAAAGGUACAGGGUAAACAAGGAACCUUUUUCUACCAUAGCAAGGCCAACACCAUCUAACUGCCGCAAAGUUUAUAUAUGGGAUGUUUCACCUAGGAAUGGCCCUUGUUUGUAAAUUCACAUUCCUCUGAUUUUAAAAUGAAAAUGUUACUGUUCUAUUUUAAUACAACCUGUUACAUUUGACAUAAGGCUAUCUGGUUAAAGGCUAAACUAUUUAGAGAUUUUUAACUUUUUGUGUUUAUACAUUUUGGCAUACAAGUUUUAAUUUUUUAAAUUUGUAUUUUCCUUUUUAAAAUGUAUUUUUACUAAUAGAGAGGUUGAAUUUGCUUCUUUAUAAUGGUAAAAGUGAAAAAACUAGACUUGUUAAUUUUAUUUUUAAUUGGGCAUACAUACUUUAGGAUCAUGGUUUGUUUUUAUUGUGCAGUUAAAAAAAAGUGUACACAUUUUAGUUAAAAUAAUUUUUUUACUGGUAUAUAGUAAAAAAAAAUGUAUAAGUAAUUUGAUAAUUUACUUUGUGAAAUGUAAAUUUAAUGUCUGAAAUUUGUUUAGUGGUAUGAAAAUUUGUGCCUUGGAUUUAUAGUUGAUGUAGUGAAAGAUGCUGCAAUUUUAGUGUUUUGUUCAGUUUUAAAUUGACUCCUCACAUUAAUAAAAAUCGGCAUAAUUAAAAUGAGAAGUAAUUUUAAGCUAUAAUACAUUACCUAUAAUGUAUUUUAUGAGAAAGAAAAUCCAUUUUUUUUUAAAAUUACUCCAUACUAAGUAAUUUCAUUUUUAAAAAGGCUGUUUUCAUAAAGUUAGAUAUUGCUUUUAUGUAUUUCUUUUCUGAAAUGACCACAAUUGCUUUAAACUGAUUGAUAUUAUAAAAAAUAGUUUUCUUUAUGAAUUUUCCCCCAAUAUUCCCUCCCUGUUUUCUCACUUCAUUGUAUUCUUUCCUCUCCCCACUUUUAAGCAUGAAUUGUGAGCCCCUUAACUUUCAUUUCAUGUUAAACUUGUUAUGUGCUUGAACAUCCUUAAAUUUUAUCUUUAUCUCAAUUUUUUUCUACUCUUGAAUCUACCAUGAAUUUUCUGUAAGUUUAGUUCCUUUAUAAAUUUCUUACUUUUUUUUUAAUGUAAUACUUUUACCAUAUCGAACUUCAUACUAUUCAUGUAUAGAUUAAAACACUGCUUCCCACUUGAGCUCAAUGGACUUCAGUGUAGAGUUUUCUGUUGUAUAUCUCGCAAGUACCGUUCAUGUAGCUAGUUUUGUUGGCUGAUAACAAUUUCAGGUUUAAAUGUAAAUACCAUGUGUUUAUUGAAACUGCCUUUCAUCACAUUAAAUCAGUCCACAGUCAUCUGAAUCAUUACCAUAUCAGUUAACUUCCAUCUUAAUCAUUAA